Molecule: messenger RNA, 12801 nt
Organism: Lymnaea stagnalis (great pond snail)
Lineage: Eukaryota; Metazoa; Mollusca; Gastropoda; Lymnaeidae
Source: the annotation of a GenBank genome assembly
AGACGAGAAGCGGUACUUAAGAGAGUUUCCUGAGACCGACAAACUUGGAGUUAGAGAGUAUACACGGGUGGUGGCUUUGUCUGUGUUGCUGCUAGCUGCUGCAUUAGGUCGAUACUUAUAUCUCGUGUUAUUGGUUCUUAAUGCAUGUGUCCGACUGCCUCAAGGCGGCAGGAUUUCUUAAAUAAGCAAAUAGAACAUGUGUUAACAUAAAGGUCAGUGUACUUGGUUUAUGUUACAUGUACUGUAGUGGUAAAUGUUUAAAAAUAAUAUUAAUAUGGAUGGUAGAACUUUAAAUGUGAAUUUUAUAGUAGAUAUUUUAAGUGUUAAUAUUCGUGUUAAUGGACAUACUUUAUAAGAAGGUGAAAUAACAUUUCUUUUCUUAAUAAUAUGCAUAACUAAACAGCUGUCUUUUACAUCGUUAUGAGUGGGGGGGGGGGGGGGGGGGGGGGGGGGGGGGCGCAUGGAUGGGGUAUGGUGGGAGGUGUUAUGCCCCUUGUGGCACACAUUUGUUCUCUUAUUUGAGGGUCGGCAUUUUCGGUAAACUGCACGGAGACUGGCAAAAUUCUUGGCAUAACCCUGACUAAGCCACUGGUGAGGGAUCAGAUUAAGUAACGUUUAUCAUUUUAAAAAAUUCAAAGUUCUCGCUAGAGUAAGGUGAACGUGCUUGUUCCACUCUAAAUUCCGGGACAUUUUAAAAUUAAAAACAAGGACAUUGUAACACUGGCGUGGGAUGGGGGUGGAGGGGUGGAGCGGGUGGUCCAACCAGGGUGGCAUUUUUGUUAUAGAUAUUGAGGGGGGAAAUUUUCGGUGAACUGCAGAGUUCUGUCCAUACGGGAGGCGUCAAUAAUCUUGAACGGUUCCGGGUGGCACUAAUAACGUUACUAUGGAGAUGGUGUCGGUAGUUCGUCGAGUUUGCACUCAUAAUAUCCCCCCGGCACUCCCCCAAACGGGCCAAGGCCUCCCCCGAAGCCCCAGACCGUGCGAAAGUGCGCCGGAAACUUCCCUCACUGGCCUGACCGAGGGCGCUGCGUUUAAAGCGUACGUAGUCCGCUCUCCUAUGGGUCAGGACGGCUUUACUUCCUCUCCGGAGAGGUGGUGUUGCGUUACCACUCCCCACCGCCCAGGGAGCUGUCCGGUCGGGACGUAGUGGGGACGAAACGGUCGCCUAGGGGCCGCUUUCUCAGGGCCGCGUCUUUUUAAUCAUUGACAAGGGUUUGGGAAACCACCCAUUGCCUCAUACCCAUCAACGGCAACAAGUAAUCAUGUUAGCGCUCAACUUCCGUUGCGUUGGAAGUCAUGCUUUUUGCAUGGGAUCUUUUGGCUUCAGAAGGAAAACUCCCCCCCCCCCUUACUAGUCGGGCACUCCACGAAGAGGCAAGAUCCCGUGUAACACCACCGAGAGGCUUGUGGUGCUGGACAUCGACCUCACAGAGCUCGGCAAAUGCCCGCCCGUCCGGUGGCACUAAACCCUGCUACGCCACUGUUUUGAAAUUGUUGGCGCCAUGAGUAUCAAAAAAUGAACAAUUAUUUGUGAAGACACGGAAACCUCUUCUGACAAUGAUGCGUGCUUUUGAAAAAAAAAACCCAUAAAUAAUCAUGAUCCAAAAUUGGAUUAAUUGUAUUAUUUUAGUUAUGUCAUUUAUUUAUGCCAGAAUAUCAGAUAAUUUUUUUAUAAAUCGAGAAAAAAACAACAAAAAAAUUUUUUUUCGUAUAAAUCCGUUAUAUCCAUUUUUGUUUGCAUUUAUGUCAUUGUACGUGAUUCAUCGUUGAUUAAGAAGCGUUUACGUAAAUGGAUAAACUUCUGGCGAAAACACGUGUUAUAUUUGGUUCAUUUUCCCUUCAAAAAUACAUUUCAUUUUUACAGCUUAACCAAAUAGGUCACAAAUACAGAGCACAGAGCAACAUUUACACAACUAAUCCCCACACCAAAACACGCAUCCGUGAAAAAAAAUCUUUAACAUUCCUCCCCCUCCCCCCUCUUGAAAAACAAAGGAAAAACUGAGUUUUGGUGGUGGGGUUGGGCUAAAAAUUUGAAAGAAUAUGUUGUUAUUGACAAUUAGUUUAUUUGCAAAGAUUCGGCUCAAUAGGAUAAUGAUAAGUGGGGCAAUUAGCCAUCUCUUAAAAUACUGAGUUUUGGGAUUUUGGGGUGGGACUGAAAAUUUGAAAGAAUGUGAUUUCAUCGGCAAGGAGCUAGUUUUCCAAGUUUCAGCUCGAUAGGUUGACGGGGAGUGGGUCAAUUAGCUUUCCGAAGAUUUAGCCCCAACCCCAGAAUGAGACCCACGAACAAAAUCGAAGUUUAUAUGAAAGAUUUUAAAACAUUUUAAAUUUUAGACUACUUUUUUCAGUUUACGGACAACCUGGACAAAGGAAAAAAAGAAAUAAUAAUAAUAAUAAAUUAAUUAAUUAAAUUAAAACCUACUAAAACAAUGCCUUACUCUUACAUAUAUAUAUAUAUAUAUAUAUAUAUAUAUAUAUAUAUAUAUAUACAUAUAUAUAUAUAUAUAUAUAUAUAUAUAUGCAUAUAUAUAUAUAUAUAUAUAUAUAUAUAUAUAUAUAUAUUGCACAAUCUCAUGAAUUCUUCUCGAUCCUUCACUGGUUUAUGAUUGCAUGUCAGAGAUCUGUUAAAGUAGUAUAUUUCCUUUAACAAGCUAACAGCCUGAGAUUUCUAAUUUUAUUGUAAAAAUAUCUAUUGGUUCCUUGAGAUUCACUGUACACAGAUCUCUAUAGUUUCUAUAGAGGAUCAUCUGACACAGAGAUUAACAGAAUGGACAGAGAGAGGUCAGCCCGCCCCUCGCUUAAGCGUGAAAUGACCGAUGUAGAUGACGAUGCACUUCGCAGCAAACUUCGGUCCAACAAUUCUGGUGAGUGAACUUUCAAGCAAUCUGCAAAAUUUUAAGAAGAAAAAAAUGAUUUCGGCAUGUUGGAGGGGGGGGGAGGAACAAAGUGUGUGUGGGUGGAGGUGGGGUGGCUCCACGGGCAGCUGUUUUUUUUAAUAUAUUUAUAUUUAAGGACGCCAUUUUAGACAAUCUUAAGAUAUUUUCGUAGUGGGAGCGGCACAAAUCUUGAUCUUAGCUACGCAACUGGGCAUAUUUUGUGAGAUAGGCCUAAACCUAAGUUUAGUGUGAUAUGAAAAAUAAGAUUGUAUUGUGGGGCAUUUCUUCUGUGGGUUAUUGAAUCGUGGCAGCAAUUGAGGGUUGCAGACGACUACAUAUAUUUCCAUUUAGUGGCGUAGCCAGGCUUUGACUCUUGGGGCCAAAAUUUACAUUAAAAAAAAAAACGCGCACAUACCAAAAUAAUAAGAUAAACAAAAAAACUAUUUUUAUUUUCUUCUACUUAUGGUCAACGAGAAACAAAAGCCUUGCUCAUUGACAUUCAGCUACCCUUACCUGUAGGAGAUAACACAAAUAUAGUUUAUGUUUAUCUGUUAACAAAUAGUCAUUAAAAAAAUUCUUUGUUUAAACUACUUCAUUGAUAAAUUAUUAUCUUUUUAAUCAGUCAUAUAAAAAGAUUGUCUUGUCAUUUGCUUAAAGUCAUCUUAACAUAAGGGACAGAUGCACCAUACUAGCGGGGACGCCACUAUGGAGUGUGAUGGUAUUUAAUGCACCAAAAUAAUGGUUUUCCUAGUUGAAAAAAAGGGGGGGGGGGGCGCGUGAAAAUGAAUCAAUUUUUCAUGACGCCAAACACUCUAGCUACGCCGCAGCACGUGAGGCGGGUUGGUGGUCAGCCCAGAGGUCACUUUUUCUUUAUUUUGAGGGACAGGAUUUUAUGAGAAAAGCAGAGUUUGUAUCGUUAAUUGGAGCCUGCCAUAAGUCAUGUCAAGACUAAGGUAUCAUUAACACUAGUUACUUUACUAGGUUGUGUAUGUAUCAGCCCUAACACUAGCUACUCCACUAGGUUGUGUAUGUAUCAGCCCUAACACUAGCUACUCCACUAGGUUGUGUAUGUAUCAGCCCUAACACUAGCUACUCCACUAGGUUGUGUAUGUAUCAGCCCUAACACUAGCUACUCCACUAACAAUAACAUUUUUGUUUUCUUGUGUUAUUCAGGAAACUUUGUUACAAACGUAGCAUGUUUAAAGAAAACACACAUUUUUUUAAUAUAAUAAUUAAUAAAAGUUGCACUAUUUGUGUGUGCCGGUUAAUUCUUCAAAAUAUUUUUUUUUUUAAUUUUUUUUUUUAAGUUUCCUUUUUAUCUAACUCAACAUUCAUGGAAUCGAGUACAUUUAUAAUUAUGCAAAUCAAAAUAUUUCUUUAAGCCUAAUAUAAUCAUACAGUUUAUAAUUAACACACAUCCCUACUUAAAAGUAAUGCUUUUAUAAUGAAAUAUAAUUUGAACAUAGAUUGCUUAUGUUUUACAGUGGGCACGAAUUUUAGUCCUUGAUCUUGAUGUAAAGGUAUUUUAAUACAGUGUUAUUUAAGUGUUUAAAUUUACGAAUUAGCAAAAAAUAAAUAAAAUAUAAUAAUAAUAACAAAUAAAUAAAAAGAUCAAUACGUGCGAACAAUGGGAAGUAAGGCUUCGGCUUAUAAGCAGAAGCAGGCAGACGAUAUUAAUAGUCGAUACUGUAGGCAUUCAUUAAUUAGCCUUUAUUAUACGGAUCAUCAAAUAUAUCGAGCGUAUCAAUAUUUAAUAGAUUCCACUAAUUGUAAUCAGAUAAGUUAUUAUUAUUUUUAAAACUGUUUAAAAAUGACAAUUUAAUCUUUUUUAAUUUAAAAAAUACAUAAUCAGUUUAUUGUUUUACCCAUUUUGCUCCGGGGGGCACUUAAAUUUCCCCGGAGAGAUGCCUGAAAGAAACCCUGAUCAAGGGUAUUUUGCUUGAGUAAGAUCGGGAUACUAGAUUUAAAUUUAAAGCAAAUUUCUGUUAUUUUAAACUAUACAUAUUUCGGAAUCUGUUAAUCAAGGUUCCGCCCAAACUAUGGCUGAUAAGUAUAACGUGAUAAAAAAGACUGGUAAACUUAACACUUUUUGGUUUUUCAUUUGAGAAUUUGGUUAAAAUUUGACAAUAAGCGUUCUUUCUAGAAAUCACUCAGCUUGCGUUAUUAAAAAACGAAUAGCCCUUAAUACAUACUCAACUAGAUUAUUCAACUCACUAGAUUGUCCGGAUCACCAGCUUUACGGUUGCCAACACUCUAACUUCGAUAUUGCUUGCUGUCAAGAGCCAGAACAAAAAACAAAUAUUUUAACUACUUUUCGUUAAAUUAUUACUUUCUAUUUGACGGCUAUCAUCUUUAAAAAAAAUUAAGUAAAAAAGACAUAAUAUUAAAACUCUUGAGUAUUUUAAUGAAAGGCAUCAUAAAAGUGCGAGACACCACCCACGAUAUUGAACACCCCACAAAGAUGCCCGAAUACCGCCCGAGGAGGCCAGACACGAGGACCCACAUCAUCUCCCUCAGGACACCCAACAAUGUCGCCACUGACCGAGCGCAAUCUCCCGAUAGGAUUUCUACUCACUCCAACGAUGACGUCAAAUCGAUCGAUUAUCAUUCUAAUUCACCGGAACACGACACCAAGUCCCAAGACGGUGACACGAAAUCUAUUGACUAUCAGACAAAGACACCGGAAGUUCAGCGGAGAUCACCAGAAUGGCGCAAACGGUCACCCCCUGUAGAUGACUUGGACAGGCAGGACACUUUCAAAUCCAAGUCAGACUUUCCUGUGCCGAGGAGAUCAAAGUCUCCCAAUCCAGCCGUACACAAAGAGGAUCUUUCAGCGUUCGACACAACUUUCGGGCCUUACUCUUACAUGAAAAGCUCUGGGUAAGUGUUUUUUUGUUUUUUGUUGUUUUAAAAUAAUUUUGACCACUUAGCUAUAUCGUAAUUGAAUUUAGAAAAAAAAAUGAAAGAGAGAGGGAGGGAGGGAGAGGGGAGGGAGUGGAGAGGAAAGGGGGUUGGGGAGAGAGCGGGAGAGGGAAAGUGGGUGAGAGGGAUAGAGUGGGAGAAAGAGAUAGAAAGAAAGAGAGAGGGAGUGAGAGGGAUGGAGAGAAGGAGAAAAAGAGAGGGAGAAAAAGUGGGAGGGAGAAAAAGAUGGAAGCGGGAAGAUGGAGGGAGAGAGAAAAACGGGAAGAAAUAAAGAGAGAAAUGGAAAGAGAAGUGGAGAGGGAGAGAGAGAGAGUCUAGGACUAGAAUUAAACCAUUCGGAACGUUUGGAAGCGAUAUUUUAUAUAUUUUCAAACAGUAGAAGUUUAGUUAUUUAUUUAAUGUUUAUCGCAUACAUUAAAUAACUGUCUCUGCAUUCCUAAGUUCUAACGAUAUCCCAGACACCAAGAACUCCCUACCACACACGGAGGACAUAACUCGUACACUGACAAGGGGUGAUAUUGAUACAGAUAAUUUCAAGACCGAAGGAACUAAAGAUAAGGAUUAUGGUACAGCUUUAUUUCUUGCUUUCUUAACUCUUUAUAUUUUCUUGUUGUUGUUUCAACGCAAGUAUAAUACAAAAAACUUUUAUAAUUUAACGCACUUAAAUAUUUAUCUCAGUUUUCUUUUCUAAAUGUCAACAUUUGAACGGAUGCUUUUUUACAUGAGAUUAUUUCUCAAAUAGCGUAAGUCAAGUUAAUUUUUUUUAAAAAUAUGUUGAUUUAUAAAAAAGAAGAGAAAAAGGAUUUUUAAAAAGGUCCAAAAUGGCAAUUUGAAAGAAACAAGAACAAGUCAACUAAAAACAAACAAACCCAACUCAACCAGAAAUAAACACACCCCACUCAACCAGAAACAAACACACCCCACUCAACCAGAAACAAACACACCCCACUCAACCAGAAACAAACACACCCCACUCAACCAGAAAUAAACACACCCCACUCAACCAGAAAAAUAAACACACCCCACUCAACCAGAAACAAACACACCCCACUCAACCAGAAACAAACACACCCCACUCAACCAGAAACAAACACACCCCACUCAACCAGAAAUAAACACACCCCACUCAACCAGAAACAAAUAGACCUCACUCAAACAGAAACAAACAAGCCUAAUUCAACCAGAAACAAACAAACGUUACUCAACCAGAAACAAACAAACCACACUGAAUUCGAAUGAAAUAAAAGACAAUAUGAGGGGGAGUGGUUUGUAUUUAGUGUAUGUUGUUAGACUUUUAUAAGACCCUAUUUCUCUAGUCUCCCAAAGUCUCAAAUUUUUCUUAUGUGGUCAAGUUGAUGUACCAUGUUUCGCCUAUCCUGUAUUCAGUUGGCGGCUUGUGUGCAGCACUGUGGAAAUGCAGAACCCACAUUUUUCUCUCAAAAUUGAUUAAUAAAACACUGUGUAAUUAUUUUUCUUUCUUUAUUUAUUACUCGAACAUAACAUUAGUGGCCAGUGAAAUAAAAUCUUUUUUUUAAAAAUCUGCAUCCCAUACAAAUGCUUCUUUAACAAUUUAAUAUUGUCUCUGUUUAGGCCAAGGAGAGGGUGGAUUGACCAGAACAGAUCUCGACACAAGACAUACAGAAAUAUCAAGAAAAGACUCCAAGAAAUCAGAAAAGACAAAGUACAUUGAUUCCACCAAAGAGACCCACCGGGAAAAGAAUGAAUUGGAAAAGUAUGAUUAUCAAAACCGUGACGUUGAUUCUCACGCUCGUAGAAAUGAUGGCCAAUCUAAAAGUCCAGAUUCCCAUGCGAGAGUUGAAAGAUUUGGCAGUGCCAGCACAGAAGUGAAACACGAGACUGAGUCAGAAGAUAAAUAUAAAUCGUUUUCAAGAUCUGAAUCACGUGACAAAAUCGGUUCCAACUGGUGGGAUGACACCAAUGAGGAUCGGCGUGAUUCCUCAAAAACGAACGAAUCCAAAACACGGAAUUCCAUCACUGGAUCUGAAUCUGUUCUCCGGGAUGUCUCGAAAAGCAAGAACGGUAACUCUCAUUCUAGACUCAACAACCUUAGCAGACGUCAAAUGUCCACUGUUCACAGACGCGCGACGAGCCUAGGGAAACACAAGUCUAGCACGCGGAUGUCUCGUUCGAAAACCAUCCGCCGCCAUCUGUCCAGGGCCAGCAUGACAUACUAUCACGGAGACAUCGUGGACGACAAUCUUCUCAUCUCUGCCACCAAACUGGACAGUACGCUGCUGAGGCUCUUUUCCCACGCCAGGGACGCGAAGAAAUCCAAGGAUGUACAGGAGCCUGAAGACAAGCUGAUGCCUUAUCUGAACUACACAGAGUCAGACCUCAUCAGCAUGGAGCCGGUGCUGUGGCGUGUAUUUCCUAUGGACUCCGCUCACAAGGAGACACUUGAGAUGGAGAUGCCAUACAUCGAGAACAACAUUGAGCCCCGAGAUGUCAUCAGAACGUUGUACCAAGGGGAAAUAAUAACCCACAUGGAUUACAACCAGUUUGCGAGGUAAAUUGUGGGGGGCAGAAAAAAAGCCCAAAUGCAGUGGACAAUUCAAAUAACAAUUUAUUUAUUUAUCUGUAUGAGUUUAUAACUGAUUAAAUCCUUAAAUAAAUGCUCUUAAUUGCUCAAAGAAACACAUUCCACUUGACUCCACCACUAGUAGUAAUUAAGUAGAAAUUAAAGGCUAAAGAAGGAACAUGAAGCCUUGAAACCCGUUAGAGACACCAAUGAAUGAGAAGGCUUACUAUUAAAGGAUUCAUUUCAUAAUAAAAUGAACUAAAACACAGGUUCCCAACCUUUUUUUAAAAAAAAUAUCUUUACCCCAUUUUAUAGAAAAAGCGUGACCAGUUACCUCCUUUUUAUAGAAACAAAGCGAACCAUGACCAUUAUAAAUAAAAAAUAAUAAUAUUAAUUAUGAUAUUAAAAGAGGAUCAGCGAGAAUCAAUAUUUGAAACAGAAGUAUCAUUAAAUUAUUUAAACUUUACUCAGAAACCGAUUACAGAGGAAACUGCUUUAAAUAUAAAAAUAAUUAAAAUUUACCAUUUAAGACAACAACCCCGCAGAAUACAUUCCGUUGCCUCAUUUGGGAUCGGAACCCAUGGUUUAGGAAGCAGCGAACUUAAAUACAUUUUGUUCACAAUGAUUUCUUAUUUGAGUAUAUAUCUAACUUUCUAUUCAAAUUGUUUAUAAACUUUUACACAUUAUUACUUCAAAACAUUUAGAACCGAAGGUCAAGGUGAAAGAGCCGUUACGAGGCUCUUGGUAAAGACACUUCAGAGGCGCGGUGACAAGGCGUAUCCGGCAUUCCUGGGCGCGCUUAAGACACAUGACUACAUGGAGGUGCACGACAAACUCGUGGAGACGGAAUCUAAAAUCAGCCAGGGAAUGAUGGCUGAUGGUCGGGCAAUGAGCAGGGGAUGGGAGCUGGUAGGUCAGAGAAUACGGUCUCUAAGUUUAAAAACGGGGGUUGGUGUGUCUGUGCGUGUGUGUAAGCCAAGCUCAAAUUUAAAUCAUUUUUUUUAAAAAUAUUUUAAUGGAGGAUCAAUUACAUUCAAAAACUCAAUUGUUAAAAAUUAGGAUAUAUUUUCAGAAUAACAGAAAAGCUACGCCCCUGGGCAAGAGGAUAGUAACUCCGGUAAUAGUUCUGCAUACUUCUAGAACGAAUAACAAUAACGAGGAGGAGCCGAACCCCCUGUCGCAUUUUGAGAACCUCGUUAAACUCCGCAGUCAAACCCAGGAGCAGGACCCCUCGGGUGCUGACGUCAUGGACCCCAAGGACCUCGAGCAGCACCUGCGUGAACUGAGCAAAGAGCUGCAGGCCUUGCAAGAUGACGUCACGGCUCUGAAGAGCAGCAGGUCUCCAAGUGUCAACACAGGUUUAGUUGUCCUAUUUUCUUAUCUAUACCAUACACAACUUAAGAGGUUUAAAGAACAGGGAAACGAAAAGAAAAGUUGGGGGGGNUUAUUGUAGUUAAACUGUCACUUAAAAUAUUGUAGUUAAACUCUAACUUGAAAUAUGGUAGAUAAACUCUCAUUUGAAAUAUUGUAAUUAAACUCUCAUUUGAAAUAUUGUAUAUAAAAUCUCACUUAAAAUAUUGUAGGUAAACUCUCAUAUGAAAUAAUUGUCAUUAAACUCUCACUUAAAAUAUGGUAGUUACUUUCACUUGAAAUAUGGAAGUUAAACUCUCACUCUCACUUGAAAUAUUGUAGUUAAACUCUCAUUUGAAAUAUUGUUUAUUUAUCACAAAUAAACGUGUCAACUCAUCGUUCAAUUGACAAAGAAAUUGAUUUUAAAAGAGAUGUGAAAAGAUAAAUGACGUCACAUUAUUUAAACUCUUCUUCUGUUUUUUUUUUAAUUCAGCAUUUCAUUAUGUGGAUUAAAGAUAGAUAAACAAUUCUAUACAGCAUUUAGCAAGUGUUUAUUUUAAUACUUUAAUAUAAGAUGUAAUGAUUCAUUUCAGUAUUUGUUUUUUACCCUUUCCAAAACUAAACGCUAAAUGCCUCCUCAUAUAUGCCUCGUCAUAUUAACGUCAUUAAACAUCAUAAAAAGCUAAGAUAUUAUAGACUAGAAUAAAUGACCCAAUGUUUUCGAGAUAAUAUUGAUAGGUCCUUUGCAAUAACUUCUACCUUCAAUUGCAAAAGCUCAUCACAAUUCCUAACGUUAAAAAGAAGUAUCUAUGUAAUGAUAUUUACGUUUCUAACAUCAUUAAGUUUUGAGAAGUAUUUAUCUGCUAUAUAUUAUACGCUUAACCUACUCUCUUCCACGCCCCUAAACUACUUUCCCCCCUCUAAACAUGACCUUAAAUUACACAGUCUAAAUUAUUACUAAUUAUAUCCCUUUUUUCACUAAAGACGUUAAUUGAGGGACGAUUUCUACGAUAGAGAAAUACUUUAGAUUUACACCCUUUCAUCCCCUUGAGCUAUAACUUUUUUCUUUAAAAAUUGUGAAAACAUAAUAUUAAAUUUAAAACAAAAACUCUAUUUGUGAUAUAAGUAUAUUUUAUAUCAAAGGAAUUUGAUAUAGAUUAUUAAUAUCAUCAUCAAAAAUUUAAACAAAUGUUUUCCCUUUUUUUAAAAAAAAUAUACAUAAAUCUCUCAACCGUUGUUCACGUCUAUAACAGAAUUUGUGUCUUUUUUAAAAAUUGUUAAAAACAAAAAUAUAUUAUCAUUAAAAAAAAUAUUAACCGAUCUCCAUUGUUCAAAAUCAAAAUUUAAAGUGUCUAAAAUGAUUUGGUUUUGAUAUUCAUGGGUAUAUUUAUAUAAAUGUUAUAAUUAUAUUUAUUAAUUUUACUUUUAAGAAGGGGGAAAUACAUUAUCAGUUUUGUAACGCGCGGUUCUUAAAUCAAAGAAACUUAAGAAUUUGGGCUAAAUUGGCAAUUCACGCUAUGACGUCAUUUGCGUGAUUAUUUAGAACAAAUUAAUUUUAAUUUUAUUUCGCAUUACUAACACGUAUUAAAAACAAUUGAUGUUUGGGUUUACCCUAUAAAUGUGAAUACGGUGAAAUUCUUUGAUCAUAUUUUUUUAUAUUUCUUCAUAACUUUCAAACGCAUAUAAAAUGCUUAAAAUAGUUCCUUAGUUGAUACUUUAAAUGAAUCUGUAAUUUAUGAUAAUAAUGCUUAAACUUUUGCAAAAAUGAAAAAGGGUAUGUAAUAUUUUUUUGCUCAUUUAAAUGUAUUCGAUUUCCGUAAAAUAAUAGAAAAUCACUAUAAUUGUUUUUAAGAAUCCGAACGUACUGAAAUCUAUUCGGUUCUUAGGCGUUACUGUCAGCAUAGCUCAUUCUUAUAUAUAUAUAGAUUAUAUAUAUAUAUAUAUAUAUAUUACAUAUAUAUAUAUACACACACACACACAUAUAUAUAUAUAUAUAUAUAAUAUAUAUAUAUAUAUAUAUAUAUAUUACAUAUAUAUAUAUACACACACACACACAUAUAUAUAUAUAUAUAUACAUACAUACAUAUAUAUAUAUAUAUAUAUAUAUAUAUAUAUAUAUAUAUAGAUAUAUAUAUAUAUAUAGAUAUAUUAUAUAUAUAUAGUUAUUUAUGGAGUGGAGGUGUACGUUAUCUUAUGAAUAUGAAAGUGAAUUGCAUGCAUUUAUUUCCCCUUUCAUCGUUGGGUCACUCUUCUUCAUCUCAAGUCAAUAGUUUUUACAUCUCUUAACAAUAGUUUUUUCCAUUGUCCAAAAUGUCUGAUGUGCAUCCUGCACAAUUUCGUAACUAACUAUGGUAAACAUAAGUUUAGCAUCUGGUAUGUAUAUAAGUUCUCUAAUUGUAAUCUACUUUCAGCUAAGUCAGCUGACAUAUCCCGUAACGUCACCAGGGCACCAAGUCCAAGUCCAGAUAGGGGGGACAUCCAAGUCGACCCAAGGGCGAAAUCUCAGAAAAGUAGUUCCUGUGUAGUUUUGUAAUGUCGCUCAUGAAGGAAUUACGUGAAGUGAAACCAUGAUGGAGGGAAGAGAUGGAGAUAAUUGACAGAUAGAGAGAUGGAGAGAGAUGGAGAGAGAGAAAGAGAGAGAGAAGUAGAAAAUUAUAUAAAUAGGAAUCAACAUUAUAAAAAUAUAAUGUUAUGAAAAUAAAUAGAAGAAAUGAAAAACAAAAUUAUCCAAGGGCUAGUGAGGGCUUGUGAGCGCCCUAUUAGAAAUUAGAAUAACAUUUUGUGCGAAACUAGUUAAUAAAAAUUAAUGUGAUUUGUGACCUCAAAAACGAACGAAUCUAAACACGGCAUCCUUUGUGAAUUGAAUCGCCGAAAAGUUUCUAUGCAUGAUGGUACUGAUAGUUCAUAAAAUGCGAUCCCAUACGAUGAGACGGGUUUCACAGCAUUCUACUUCUACACGAUACAUGCUGAAGCUAUGCUGUCGCUGUAGUGUGCAUAAAGUAGGUGGUUUGGGACGAUUGGGGAGGUGGGGGCAGACGGCGCGAUGAACCCUUACAGGGAUCCAUUAUUCGGGCAGCAUUCAAUCAAAAAGUGAAAUAAAAAUUAAAUUUAAAUUAU